Cetraspora pellucida is the source of this 2064-nucleotide messenger RNA. The record is from the annotation of a GenBank genome assembly. Lineage: Eukaryota; Fungi; Glomeromycota; Glomeromycetes; Diversisporales; Gigasporaceae.
AUGAAUCGGUCUUCAAAGUUUGGAACACCAUGGUCUACUGUCAAAUCUGUGGCUCGUCCCCGUAGACUUUUUCAAAAUUCUGGUGCUAGUCGUCGUGGAAGUGUAGUCAGCAUUUUUUCUCAUCUUAUUUCAAAAACAAAUAAUGUGACAAAUAGAUCUAGUAGAAUAGAAUUCCCUUUUACUUUGACUGAUCAAGAAAACCUUCGAUUAGCCGUACAAGAACUAGAAAAACAACCUACUCAAAUUCCACAUAUUGAUCAAGUACCUGAUGUUACCCCUUCAGAUAAUCACUCUCAACAUGGAAAUAAUUCUUCUAUUAGAAAAAAAGGAAACAAAAAAUUUUUACCAAGUUUUAGUAAUAUAACAAAUAGUGUUAAUAAUAAAACUUCCUCAAAUACUCAAAAGAAACAAAAAACCUCUACUUCUUCUCUCCGUCAAGAAUUUCCAAAAUCUCGCCCCACCUUACCUUCUUUAGAUGAUCGAAGAAAAUCUUUUUUAUUACCUCGACAUUUAUUUUUCCGUAAAUCUACUGCUGAAAAACUUGAAAGUUAUUUACGAAAAGUUUUAAGUGAUAUAAAUUUAAAAUCUUCAGCUGUUUUACGUGAUUUUUUAAGUGUCAAAUCUGAAAAAGAUUCUGUUAGAUGGAAAAAUUCUUCAUCUACAAAUAUUAUUAUAGAUAAUAGAUCGGAUAUUGUUUCAAAUGUAAUAUUACAACAAUCACAUAAAGCUUCCAUAGAUGACUACGAUUUAAUAAAAGUUCUUGGUAGAGGUUGUAUGGGGAAGGUAAUCUUGUCAAGAGAAAAAUCUACUAAUAGAUUAUAUGCCCUAAAAGUUAUUUCCAAAGAGUGGGCAGUUUAUCGGCAAGAGAUUGAACACACAAAAACCGAACGUGAUAUUCUUGCAAUUGCUUCCGGAACUUCCCAUCCUUUCCUGAUUAGAUUACGUGAAUCUUUUCAUGAUAGUAAUCAAUUAUUCCUUGUUUUGGAUUAUUAUCCUGGUGGUGAUAUUGCCACACAAUUGGCUAAAUGGCAUAGAUUUGACGAUGCAAGAUGUCUUUUUUAUGCCGCUGAAAUUGUCCUUGGUAUAGAAGAAUUACAUCGUUUGGGUAUUGUAUAUCGCGAUUUGAAACCUGAAAAUAUUCUUAUCGGUCGCGAUGGACAUAUUGUUCUUACUGAUUUUGGUCUAUCCAAACAAUUCAAUCAAUCGUGGCAAAAAACCAACACGUUCUGUGGUACUGCUGAAUACUUGGCUCCAGAGAUAAUACGAGCAGAAUAUUAUACUUUUGCGGUGGAUUGGUGGAGUUUAGGAACCUUGAUUUAUGAAAUGAUGUUCGGAAUAACCCCAUUUUGGGCAGAUGACCAGAAUAGAAUGUAUCAACGUGUAUUAGAAGAUGAAUUGGAAUUUCCAGAUGAUAUAAUGUAUGAUGCAAUAAGUUUAUUACGAGGUUUAUUACAACGUGAUCCUAGUAAACGACUAGGUUGUGGACCAACAGGUUCAUUGGAGAUAAAAACCCACCCAUAUUUUGAUUAUGUUGAUUGGGAUGAUGUUUUAAACAAAAGAAUAUGUGCCCCUUACAUUCCAACUAUUGAGCAUGAGAUGGACCUUCGAAACUUUGAUGAUGUAUUUAUUACAAUGUCUCCAAAAUUAUCCUUACCAAAACGUGAAAUUCCAGCAGACAUGCAACAAUGUUUUACUGGAUAUUCCUUUUCCGAAAAUCGUUCCGACUCAAAAUCUAUUAAUACAUUACGUGCUAGUAGAAGUGUUAAUCGUUCUAUUGCCGAUAUUGCUUCUUUACACAGAACUAAUUCAUCCACCACUCUAGGAUACGAACGUUAUGAUAAUGACAACGAUUGGAAUGAUAGUAACUGUGAUUUAGAUCAAUAUGUUUCUAAAUGUCCGACUAUUAUGAUUGGAGACACGAAAUAUCGUAACCAUCUUUAUCUCAACAAAAGAAUUUCACAAUUCUUAUUAGAUGACUCUCAUUUGAAUACGGGCGACAAUUCUUCUUCAUCCUCAUCGACAAUUAGACUUGAACGUCAGACUGACGUAUACUCUAACUCAUGA